Molecule: messenger RNA, 445 nt
Organism: Hordeum vulgare subsp. vulgare (domesticated barley)
Lineage: Eukaryota; Viridiplantae; Streptophyta; Magnoliopsida; Poales; Poaceae
Exons: 2
Coding region: 53-298 (81 amino acids)
Source: RefSeq, a predicted model, not a curated record
GCGCUCCAAACGCAGAUCGCACGGCGCAAACAAACGCAGCACACAUAUAAUCAUGGCCGCCACCAUGAAGCUGACGAUCAUCACCUUCCUCCUCCUCGUCUCCGGGCUCGCGGUGUCGGGCGACGCCAAGGCGACCUGCGGCGUGGUGUGCGUCCAGGGAGGGCACAUCACCUGCGACAACUACCCCGGGCAGAUGCUCGACGGGUGCGACUGCCAGUGCGCGCCCAUGGACGGCAAGGGCUGCGUGCUCCACCCCAACCGCGGCCCGGCCACCGAGUGCCCCAUGCCGGAGUACUGAGCUGAAUCACACGCGUUCGUCAUGCUGGUUUGAGUCCGAGUUCAAUGAAGCAGCAAGUUUGUCGUGGAAUAAGUAAAUGCUCUGUAAUUUUAUGUAAGUUUGUCUCGUGGGAUAAAUAACGCGGAAGGAAUGCAGUUUGUCGGUCAA